Tinamus guttatus (white-throated tinamou) is the source of this 4289-nucleotide messenger RNA. It is a transcript of the gene SUGP2, whose product is annotated as SURP and G-patch domain containing 2. Gene Ontology annotation, molecular function: RNA binding. Gene Ontology annotation, biological process: RNA processing. The record is from RefSeq and is a predicted model, not a curated record. NCBI's taxonomy places the organism in Eukaryota, Metazoa, Chordata, Aves, Tinamiformes, Tinamidae. Gene Ontology annotation, cellular component: nucleoplasm.
AUGGCCUCUCGGCGCAUCACGCGGGAGACGUUCGACGCCGUGGUGCAGGACAAAGUGAAGCGGUACCGGAUGGAGCGCGGCGGCGCCCUGGAGGAGCCUCUCCAUCCCUUCAAAGCUCAUUCAAGGCCAGUCCCAAGACCGAGAUAUGAAGACAGUUUUCAUGAUGAGGGAAGAUACACGCAUGAUGAGAGCCAACACCAUCCCCAUGAUGACUGGAGUGAAGACCCUCGAGAUGAAUAUCCAGGACCUUCUUACAGAUCAGGCAGCCCUCUCGUAAGGAAAGAUAACUAUUAUCACGAACAGUACGGCCGCCCAGCAGCUCGUGACCGGGAAUUUGGGCGCCCGGCAUCCCAUGACAGGGAAUUUGGCCAUCCAGCAUCUCGUGACCGGGAGUAUGCGCGCCCGGCUUCUCAUGACAGAGAGUACGGGCACCCAGCAUCUCGUAACCGGGAAUACGGGCGCCCGGUGUCCCAUGACCGGGAAUAUGGGCGCCCGCUUUCCCAUGACCGGGAGUAUGGGGACCUGGCCUCUCAUGACCAGGACUAUGGCCAUCCUGAGCCCUGGGAGCCCACCGGGCCACAUGAAACUGACUUUAGUUCUCCGGAUAUUUUAGGUGACUUUAGAUCCCCAGGACUCAUGGAAGACGAAUACGGUAACAUGGAAAGUCAGGAGUAUGAUAUGGACUUUGGAAUUCAAAGCGACAGUGAGUUCAGGCCCCCGGUACGGAGGGGCAACCUUGGCAGGGGAAGAGUUCUGCGGGGAAAACGUAUUACAAGGGGUGCUGCCAAAGCUAAAGUAUUUAAAGGAGAUAUCAAACCUCCGCUAAAGAAAUGGAACACUAAAAAGCUGCAACCGGAGCCUGAACAGAAGCUGACUAUGCAAUCUGAUCAAAUGCCCGAGGCUGCCGAAUGUCCAAACCAGAGGCCGGUGACCAUCCCACACCCUAAUCAAAAGUUGCCUCCGCGUCCAAAUCAGAGACCAACUCUAACAACCCAGAGACCUAUCCUCAGACUCCCAAAGCCUGCUCAUGUUUUCAGAAAUCUCAGUUUUGACCUUGUGGACAAGUCUGACAUUUUUUCAACGUUUGGAAUAGAAAUCAUAAAAUGGGCUGGAUUUCAUGCAAUAAAAAAUGAUGCAGAAUUUUCCCGGCUCUUUGGAGCACUUUUUGAGCUAGAGACAGAAACCUGUGCAAAAAUGCUUGCUUCAUUCAAAUGCUCACUAAAGCCAGAGCACAGAGAUUAUUGUUUCUUUACUAUCAAGAGUUUACAACAUGCUGCUCUGAAAACUCCCAAAGUGGAUAAUGAGUUUUUAAAUAUGCUUUUGGACAAAGGUGCUGUGAAAACAAAGAACUGCUUCUUUGAAAUAAUAAAACCUUUUGAUAAAUACAUAAUGAGGCUCCAAGACCGUCUGCUAAAAGGUGUUACACCUCUGCUCAUGGCCUGCAAUGCAUAUGAAUUAAGCAUUAAAACAAGUGGUUUUGGUAAUCCCAGAGAAAUGGCAAAUGCUUUUGAGACCACUGUUUCUCUUUGUCGUAAGUCUUUAGCGCUUCUGGGUCAGACCUUUGCAUUAGCAUCUGUUUUCAGACAAGAGAAAAUACUUGAAGCUGUAGGGCUCCAGGAAAUGGCUCCUGCACCAACAUUAUUCCCCAAUUUUGAUGAUUCAACAUUGUUUGGAAGAGAGUAUAUAGAAAAUUUGAAGGCUUGGUUGGAGAAAAGUGGAUAUCCAAUUCAGAUGAAAAAAGCUGAACCAGAGUCCACUGUACAAGUACAGCUUAAAACAUCUCCUGACCCCAAAAUUAAGAUCCCCCAGCGAGCGGAUCGGAAAGUUGUAGAGACAAUUGAAAAGCUAGUGAAUAGCAUUGUUGCAGGAACCUUGUCUGCCAAAGAGAGAAACGCUCAAAAGAACUGUCCUGAAUAUUGGUUCUUGUCUGAAGAAGACAGCCUCGAAUACAAAUAUUACAGACUGAAGUUAUCGGAGAUGCAGAGACGGGCAUCGUCUGGCAAGGAAGCAGGUGGUGAGGGCAGAACACUAGAAGAAUCUGCAUCAGAAUCAGUAAGGGCCAUGUUGUAUGCCAGGAAAGUAGCAAGUAUUAAGAGAAGACUAUUUAAAAGGAAAAGUCUUGGCAUUAUUGCACAACGUGGAAUUACUCGAGGAAGGAAGGUGAGGAGGGCAACAACAGGGACACAGACUGUGCUGUCAGCUGGUACAAUGCUGAAACACCAAGACAAGCGCAUCCAAGGCUCAGUCCAGUCAAAGCCUUCUGUAUCAGAAACCAGCGUGGCCGAGAAGAAUUCCUCCUUGGAUACAACUGGGUCCUCACAAUGUCCAGAAGUUUCUCUGCCAGCAGAAGAAGGGGCAGAAUCUGAAGAUAUAUUGGCACCACCUGAACUUUUCCCACCAUUGCCCUCUCAGUUUCCUGAUGUGGAUGCUAAAACAAUGGAAACUGCUGAGAAGCUGGCCAAGUUCGUUGCUCAGGUAGGACCAGAAAUUGAGCAGUUCAGCAUAGACAACAGCGCAGAUAACCCCGAUCUUUGGUUUCUACAGGAUCGAAAUAGUUCUGCUUUCAAAUUUUACCGAAUGAAAGUCUAUGAGUUAUGUCCAUCUAUUAACUUCAGUGCUGUGUCAGAAACAACUGAUGCUGGGGAAGGUACUAAACCCGAAGAGAGAAAUCUGGAUAUUUCGGAGGAGGAGGAGGAAGAUGAUGAAGAGGAGGAAGAAGAAGAUAAUGAGGAGGAAGCCGAAUUUGAAGAGGACAGUUCCCGACCUUUGGAAGAAAUGGAAAUGGAGCAAGCAGAGGAGGGAGAAGAGGAGGACUUCUCAGCAGGUAGAAGUGAGGAGAACCCACCUGAAGAUAUGAUUUCCAAAACGGGAGAGGAAAUUUCAGCAGGUGAAAGGCAGCUAGCCACAUCAUCUGAUGGUGCUGUACCAAAUCUGUCAACACAGGCAUCUACUCCUGUUCCUGGUACCCUAUUUCCUCGCAAACGAAUCAGCAGCAAGUCAUUGAAAGUUGGUAUGAUUCCUGCCUCUAAAAGGAUAUGCCUCAUAGAAGAACCAAAAGUUCAUGAACCUGUCAGAAUCGCUUAUGAUAGGCCUCGUGGUUGCCCAGUUACAAAGAAGAAGAAGAAACCUAAAGAUUUAGAGUUUUCACACAAGAAACUGACAAACAAAAAUGUGGGUUUCCAGAUGCUUCAGAAGAUGGGCUGGCAAGAAGGACACGGCCUUGGUACACGAGGAAAAGGGAUCAGAGAGCCUGUAAAAGUGGGUGCUACCUCUGCAGGGGAGGGCUUGGGUGUUGCAGGGGAAGAAAAUAAAGAAGAUGCAUUUGAUGUUUUCCGUCAAAGAAUGAUACAAAUGUACAGGCAGAAAAGAGCAAGUAAAUAGGUUUGACAUAAGAGAGUCGCUUGCUAGAAAGUGCACGGAUAUGCAAAGGCUGCUGUGUGAAAGAUCUUCAGCAGAGCAUGCCAGCGUGGAGAACGCUCUGUUCUAGAGUAUCGGACUUGAAUGAUAACGUAUGAAAACAUUUUCCAAGAUUCAAGUUAGUCUUGUAUUUAAUUGUGCAAGCUAAUGACUUGGAUGUCAUCUUCUGAGGAAGAAACAACUGAAUCGUUCUCGGAAGUGCCUGAUUACCUCUCUCUUUGGCCAAGUUUGCUUGUUACAUGAUGAGAUGGGCUCCAAACAGAAUAAGCAACACUAAAAAUGGGACUCUCCAGCUUUGGUUCUGUUCCUUUCUGAAGCCAAGAACCUUUCAAAUUCUGAUCUUACUGCAAGGCAGUUCAGUUUUUAUUUUGGUAGGUUUUGUUGAUGGGCUAAUCUUUUGAUCUACUUCUGGAGUCUGUGGAAGGCAGAGUCCUUUCCUCCAUACAGCAAUUUUAAGAACAGUCUCCACUACCUGCAUGCUUAUUUUGUAUAAGAUUCUCUGCUUUAAGUGUAGGAUGGAUAAUGGUUCAUCCGAGUUUGAGAACACUAAACUCUUACUUGAAAACCUCAGCUGCUACGUUUUUUUCAUUGUAACGAACAAGCAGUACACAUUUUGAGUGUACUUUUAUGCUUUUACACAGAUCUGCAGCUCUUGUCCAACGAUUCUUGAAUAACUUCUUUCCUUCUCAAAGUUUAAGCCAUCAACAUGUAAUUCAUGUGUGUGCAGAAAAUACUGAAGAAAAUGCUUGGAAGUUAGAUGUUCAGAAAUCAUCUGGAAGCGGAUCAUCAGUUGUGUAAGACCAUCAGUUUAGAAUGAUUUCUGUUUCUAUUAAAUAGUUGCUUUGCAGAAGUUCUUUUAUUGAAUAAAUCCC